Trypanosoma conorhini is the source of this 1725-nucleotide messenger RNA. Its product is annotated as ras-like small GTPase. The transcript has a single exon. Gene Ontology annotation, molecular function: GTP binding. Lineage: Eukaryota; Euglenozoa; Kinetoplastea; Trypanosomatida; Trypanosomatidae. Bases 1 to 1725 code for a protein of 574 amino acids. The record is from RefSeq and is a predicted model, not a curated record.
AUGCGGCGACGGUGUCUGGCGAGCGUCCGGCGCGGCAGUGGGAUGAUGUUUCUCGGCGCAUCCGCAUCGCCGAACAGCGCUGGUAGCGCCGCGGCAGCGGCCGCACGUGGGACGGUGAAGAAGUCGCACUUUGCGUUGCCGUUGAGUAGGCAAGUCCGUCACGGUCUCAGCACAGACUGGCGCGAACAGGUGCAGCGUUCGGGUGGCGCCCUCAACGACAUCUCCCCCGCGCUGCCUGACAGCAACCGCACCGGCGAGCAGCGGCAGCGAGUUGCGGGCUGGCAGCCUGUAGUGAAGCUCCUCGGUGACCAGCGACUUCGGGUGGCAAUUGUUGGCCGCAUGAAUAGCGGCAAGUCGUCUCUGUUUAAUUUGCUGAGCGAGGACCCGACGAUGCCGAAGCGCAAGAACAUUGUUCGCGACUUUGACGGCAUCACGCGGGACUCGGUGGAGGGCCACGCCCAGUUGGAGGGGAUGCAUUUCACCGUCAUCGACACCCCUGGCAUGGUGAACGGCAGGCUAGUGGAGGAGGCCUUUCGCACCGUGGAGACCGCCGACGUCGCCAUUUUCGUCACCGCGGUGGAUGAGGAUCUGCACCCGGCCGAGUUUGACCUCAUUCAGUAUCUGCACCUCAAGCUCAUGCCAACCUUCGUGCUGGUGAACAAGAUGGACCUCGUCGCGUUGGAGGAGGAGGACCGCGUCCUCGAGCGCUACAAUGAACUUGGGUUGGGCAAUGCCAUUCCGUUCUCUGCACGGCGCAAAUCGGGUAUGGAGAUGCUUGCGGCUGUGCUGGAGCCCUUGUACCACAUCCACGCGAUGCAGAAGGUGGAGAAUGACUGGGACAUUGAGGAUCUCGCCAUGCAGGGAGACGAGUCUGCCAUGGAGGAGAUACGUGACCGCAACUGCGCAGAUCGCUUUAUUCGUAUUGCGCUGGUGGGGAGAACAAAUAGCGGCAAGUCGAGUCUAAUCAACCGUUUAGUGGGCUUUGAGCGUAAUCGUGCCGUAGAUGAGAAGAAUUCCACCCGUGACCCAGUGGAGCUGCCAUGCAUCUACAAGGGACGUAAGGUGAAGCUUAUUGACACUGCUGGUCUGACCCGGCACCGGUUCCGUGCCGACCGCGAGUUCCUUGGCCGCAUUCACGAGCUCGCAGUUAAUGAGAUUCGCUACGCGCAUGUGGUGAUUGUCGUGUUUGACGCCACGGAGGGGCACCCUAACAAGUACGACAUGGCUGUCUUGCACUCCGUCGCCGCAGAGGGGCGACCGUUUUUGCUCUGUGCCAAUAAGUGGGAUGCCGUGCUGGAUCAGAGCGCGACGGCGGAGGCGAUUGACUUUAAAAUCAAGCGACAGGUACGGGAGGUAAAGUACAGCAACGCCGUCGUUGUCUCCGCCCACACAGGGCUAAAUCUUGCCUUACUCAUGGACCAGGCAUUGUCCCUUUAUGACACGUGGAACAAGCGGGUGCGGCGUGCGGAGCUGACACGUCUCUGGCGCAAGAUGGAGAAGUCUGUGAUUAUUCCCUACCACGUCGCCCGUGUGGGGCGCAUCACACAGGUAAAUACGCGUCCGCCGACGUUUCUGCUUCAGCUCCAGACAAAGAACGAUGAAAACACGCUGCCAAAGGCGCUCCAAGAAAUGAUGAAAAACACGCUUGUGGAGGAAUUCGACUUUCGCGGCGUUCCCGUCCGGCUUAUUCAAGACGUGAAGGACUCCAACCCCGACUACAUUUAG